Hypanus sabinus (Atlantic stingray) is the source of this 2681-nucleotide messenger RNA. It is a transcript of the gene fbxw8, whose product is annotated as F-box and WD repeat domain containing 8. Gene Ontology annotation, molecular function: protein binding. Bases 139 to 2079 code for a protein of 646 amino acids. Lineage: Eukaryota; Metazoa; Chordata; Chondrichthyes; Myliobatiformes; Dasyatidae. The transcript has 11 exons. Gene Ontology annotation, cellular component: preribosome, large subunit precursor. The record is from RefSeq and is a predicted model, not a curated record.
AUUUGAAUGCAUUGAGUUCUACACGGUGCGGUUUGAAGAUGGACUGCGCACAGAGGGGAAAGGUGCAGCGGAAGAAAACCCCCGGCUAGCGGGGCUUGCCGCUCGGUAUCUGCAGUUUGAAAUUUGCUGUCAUGGACCAUGGGCGAUAAGGAUCUGGAAGAAUUUCGGCAGUUGUGGAAGGAAGAAAUCGUGGGCCGUGACUCUACCGACAGGGGAAAGAGGACGGGCUUAAUUUGGGACGAAAGAAGCGGUAAAAGGCGGCGCUGUAGGGACCCCGGGCCCGGUUACCACGGGGACAAGGAGAACCCGGAGCCUGGGCCGGAGCAGGAGCAGGCAGCGAGCCACAGUCCCCCGCCCCCCAAUUACUUCUACCUAGCGGAGAGUUUGUUGGAGGGGCGAACUAGCCCUCUCAGGGACCGCAUCCGGAGGGAAGGACGCCAUGGACGGGGGCUUCUGGCUGGUGACGCCAGAGGGUCGGGCAAGCCGGCAGAACACCGUGGCAGCCCUGCAGGCCGAAUCGCACAAGCCUCGGCCCGCAUCGACAGUAAGAAGGAAAGCCUGCUGGAUCAGUUGAUCAGUGACUUAAAUGAAAUAAAUGAAAUUCCCUUUUUUGACAUUGAUCUACCAUAUGAGCUGGCACUGAGAAUUUUUGAAUAUCUUGGCAGAACUGAACUUGGAAGAUGUGCUCAGGUGAGUAAGACAUGGAAGGUUAUUGCUGAGGAUGAGGUACUUUGGUAUAAACACUGCUUGAAGGAAGGUUACCAGACCAAGGCGGAUAUUGGUGACUUCACAGGCUGGAAGACUGUUUUACGAGAGUCGCUGCAGAAGAAAAAGACACUACGAACCAACUGGAAGAAUCGUAUUGGAGCUGCAAGCCAGUUACAGUAUGAUGUUGGAGGAAUAUUAUGUGAUGCACAUUCAUGCAAUGGAAUGGUAGUUUCUGGAUACACAUCAGGAGACGUGAGAAUGUGGGAUAUAAGCACCUGGGACAGCAGUGCCUUGUAUCUGGGAACGUCACGCAGCUCUGCAGAACUUGGACCACAGCCACACGUCUCCUUUGUGAGGAUAAAUAGCACCAUAGCAGUGGCGGCUUACAAGGGUGGUGCUAUUGAUGUAUGGAGCACGGUUCUUGCACGCGAACCAAUACAUCAUUAUCGACAUAGCCAAGACAUACAGUCUAUGGCUAUAGCAACAGAUAGUGCUGUAAUAGCAACUUCCUCGGGUUAUCAAGUAAGAUUAGAAUCCACUGAUGAGAAAGGAUACUGGCAAAAUGCAUGCCAAUUUGAACUUCAGAAACUGGUUAGUUAUCUACAGCUUGUUCCAGAUGCUCUGAGUACAGAUGGAAAUGAAACAUUACUAGCAGCAGCUGAAGAUACAGUUUAUUUACUGAGACCUGAUACAGAGCCAAAGGUGCUUCAUUCCAUCUAUGGAAAUACUGUGACCUGCUUGGAUGUAUCCACUAAUUGGGUUGCCUGUGGUGUCAGAAACUUUGGUUGGAUAAUGAGUGAAGGCAAUAAGGUACACGUUUAUUGCCUACAAACAGCGCAGCCUUUGGCAACACUGGGUAACGCUGCAGGAGAUUACACCUGUGUGAACUUAAGAGAUAGUCCUCCUUAUCUGGCUAUAACUGGAAACAAGGACAGGAAGGUGAGAGUGUAUGACCUAAGGACAAACACAGCCGUAAUAUCUCUCUAUGGCCAUCAACUUGGUGUGUCCUGCGUGCAGAUGGAUGACUGGAAGAUUGUCAGUGGUGGUGAAGAAGGGUUGGUUUGUGUAUGGGAACAGCGAAUGGGAACAAAACUCUGGGAAAUACAUUCUAGACAUCCUGUGCGGCACCUACGUUUUAGUGCACAUACACUGAUCACAGCAAAUAUACCCAAUGAGAAAUGCCCCAGGGGAGCUAGCAUUAUGGAUGAUGACUUAACUGCUCAUCGGAGACACCGAGGAAUUAUUUACAUCUAUGACUUUUCAGUCAAUAAAUCUGCUCCAGUGAUACCAAUCUGUCGUUCAUCAUAUGAUGAAGAUGUUGGUUACAACUACAAUAUCACACUUUCAAUGCCCUAUGACCAAAUAAAAUGAAUGUGUGUCACCUUAUGUAUAUACUGGUCCUAUUAGAAUCAUACAGUAAUUCUGAAAGUAAGUGUGCAUCUAACUUGCAUUUCAUUAUGCAAGGAUAUGUUGAUUGACCAGAAGACAAAGGACACUGGAGAGACAAAUGAACGGAGAAAGAACUCUAGCCUUGAAAUUCACAAAGGGCAUUUUCUGGUUUCCUGUCGAACUGCAAAGAAAAUGACAGAAGUGACCAUUUUUAACGAUUUUUUUGGAAUUUCUUCCUGCCUGUCUCAAAUGGACCCCUUGGUUUAUGGUAGAGGUCCUUGGCAUAAAAAAGAUUAGGAACCUCUACUCAAAUCAUUUUAUGAAAGACCUCGUCUUUACUUACCAGUGUUAUUAUUUUAUUUGCUGUUCCCUUUUGUCAUUUGUUUCACACGGUAAUUUGGAUAUUCGAACAAUGUUGAGGUGGAGAGGGGCGGUUUCACAAACUUAAUUUGCAUAAAUCACAGGUUGGUGUAUUUAUGGAUUAAGAAGUGCAAAUAAUGUAAGAAAAUCUGAAGCUCUAUAACUGUUUUCAAGAAACAGCAAUAUGUAUUAUAUUUGAUUUUUUAAUAAAUUUCCAACAAUGA